Lotus japonicus is the source of this 1076-nucleotide messenger RNA. RefSeq names its product glycine-rich RNA-binding protein 2, mitochondrial-like. Lineage: Eukaryota; Viridiplantae; Streptophyta; Magnoliopsida; Fabales; Fabaceae. The coding region runs from base 163 to 870 and encodes 235 amino acids. The transcript is spliced from 5 exons. Gene Ontology annotation, molecular function: RNA binding. The record is from RefSeq and is a predicted model, not a curated record.
CAAGCAGCAGCAUCUGUACGGCACAGAAGCUGCCACGUGUAAUUCCCAUAGGUAAAAGUAAAACCCUAUUAUUUGUUUCAAGGGUUUAUGCAGCUUCACAGUCUCAACUCACACACACACACACAGUGAAGAACCCUCGCUCUGUUAUUCAAGGUUUGAGCCAUGGCGUUUAUCGGUAAAAUAGGAAAGCUACUCAAGAAUUCUGCUGUCAAGCACAUCAGUCAGGAUGUUUCUGUGUCUACUCCUUCGAUGUUUCAAGCAAUCAGAUCCAUGUCAUCUGCCAAGGUUUUUGUUGGAGGUAUUUCAUACAGCACUGAUGAUACAAGUCUGCGAGAAGCUUUUUCUCGUUAUGGAGAAGUUAUUGAAGCAAAGAUUAUCGUCGACCAUGAUUCGCAAAGGUCCAGAGGUUUUGGCUUUGUAACAUAUGCAACCAGUGAGGAUGCAUCUUCUGCCAUUCAGGCCCUCGAUGGCCAGGAUCUUCAUGGUCGGAGAAUACGGGUAAAUUACGCUACUGAAAGGUCACGUCCAGGGUUUGGUGGAGGCGGCGGCGGCUAUGGUGGCGGUGGCAGCUAUGGUGGAGGCGGCAGCUAUGGUGAAGGCGGAAGCUAUGGUGGAGGCGGAAGCUAUGGUGGUGGCGGCAGCUAUGGUGUUGGUAACAGCUAUGGUGGUGGUGGUCGUGGUAACUACCAAUUCAAUGAAAAUUCCGGUGGUGAUCUUGGACCUGCUAGCGGUGAGCUCAGCAGCAACUCUGGUUUUGGAUAUGGUCAGUUUGGUGGCAACCAAAAUGACACAACAGGUGCAGACAUAGAUGAAUUCAAUGUGAGUCAGAACAAUGUUGAACCUAAUGAUGAGUAUGCUCAAACCAGGUGAAGAGAGCAUUUUGGUCAUAAAGGAUUUCCUUGCUAGAGCAAGUAACCUGUGGGUUUGAUUAUAACUGGAUGUUUUUCUAGUAUUUGAUUGCAUUUUGGUUGUUUGGCUUGAAUUUGGUAGUUUGUCAGAUCAACGACUGAUGUAAAAUAAGUUUUCUAGGAAUUGAAUAAUUGCUACUUCAUAUAGAAUGAUUUUUUUUUCGACCA